Messenger RNA from Catharus ustulatus (Swainson's thrush), 3078 nucleotides. Its product is annotated as avidin-like. Gene Ontology annotation, molecular function: biotin binding. The record is from RefSeq and is a predicted model, not a curated record. Lineage: Eukaryota; Metazoa; Chordata; Aves; Passeriformes; Turdidae. Bases 1651 to 2070 code for a protein of 139 amino acids. The transcript has 3 exons.
GGGGUCAUUUCCCAUCUCAUCUAAACCCAAACUUCCACCCUGUGUCAUCAUUCCCCACCUCCCUCAUGGUGGCAGAACUAGCAGCAUCCUGAAUUCAGCUCACCUCUUUGCAGUACCUUCAUAUCCAUUCCCACCAGACCCUUUCCAGUACUGGGACUCCAUGCUUUGUUGGACUGGGCAAUGGAGGAAGCAUUCUCGGUAGAUCUGAGAUGUUGAUUAACCACUUUUUUUUGUGCUGUAUGGCACCUAAAGCAAAAUACAUAGAAGUUAAAGCUCCCAUCCCCCUGGGUUAUACACAGGGAUUUUCCCUUUCUCUACCACUGCAUUUUGGCAGUGCCUCUCUAUUUGCCUCUGUGGACACCUGCCAAACUUGGUCAGGUGUUUUGACGCAAAGCUUUUGGCAGGUCUGUGAGUGAAGAGGAAACCUCUUGUGGAAGUGUUAUGAAAAUAUCCCAGCCCCAGGGAUGAGAGUGCCAUGGCCAAGCAGUCCAGCCAAGCCUGAUCCAGUUCUAGCAAAGCUGCAGCAUGGUGCCAUGAAGUGCAGAGAUACCUGCCACCACACUGGGAUCUCUAACAAGGUGGCUUGUCCCUGCCAAACAGCACAGAAAGGCAGGAGUUGGUGUCCGGCCAAAAGAACAGUGUGGGCAUCCAGGACAACAGCAAAAGAAUCCCCAGGGGGAAUUUCUCAGAGUCCCUGUGAUAGGCCAUGAGUUUGGGACUGAAGAAGAUAAAAAGGAGGAGGGAUGUGCUAGGAGAGGGGUGUUUUCCACUCAGCCCUGCUUUUUAGGCUACCUGGAUGAGAGAUGUGCUGGGCACAGGGCUGCCAGUGGGCAUUGAGAGGUGCCACCCCAAAGGGGCACUCUGCUGCCCCCAGUUUGCACACUGCAGUCCUGCUGCCAUGCCCUGCCCCAAACACUGCUGUCUUGGAAACAGCAGAUGUUGAUUCAGUUGAAUCCCACCUGAAUUUUCAGCUGCCACAGCCAUAUGCCUGCUCCAGGCAUCACAGCAAAGGCACGGCUCAGGAAAACAGGGACAGUGCACGCUGCAUUUUGCACAUCAAAGGUCCUUUAAAGCAGCAAAUACAAGGAAGAAGUGUGAAUACAAUACUGGUUAUCAUUCUCUGUGUGUUCAGCAAACACACUCCCUGGGACCUCAGUAAUGCUCAGUAAUUCUUCCUCUAACUCAUAAAAGUAAAAGCAUCAAAAUCAGCAGCUGACAUCCAGAAGAGGCUGGAUAAAUGUUACUGCUUCUAAAGUGAGUGAGCUUUCCCUUCCUUGCAGCCCUGCAGCACCCUGUUGAGGCAAUGGCAGCAGAAAGAAGGGACAGGGUAAAUGUUGAAAUAGGUGAUAAUUUCCAGCCUUCCUGCAUGUGAGAGAGUUUCCCAAAGAGGGCAUUGAUCUUUCUAGGCUACUAUAGGCCUUAUAAAAAACUUGUGCUCCCACCCCUCUGCACAGCCGUGCUUAUUUCUGCAUUCCUUCAGAACUGGCCAGGUCAUGCAGACCUCCUCACCUCCCUCGUCUGUCCCGGGCACCCUGACAUCAACCCACGCAUCUCACAGCUGCCGUCCUAGUGCUGGUGUGGCUCCAGUUACAGCCCUAUAAAGGGUGCCAGGCUGCAGAGCUGGAAGGAGCUCUUAGCAGCCUUGCAGCCAUGGGGAGAAGUGCUUUUGCCCUGGUCCUCGUCCUUGCCCUGGCAGUGUGUGUUGCCCCCGUGGAGAGGAAGUGCCUUCUCUCCGGCUCGUGGCAGAGCGACACCAGCUCUCGGAUGGUCGUGUUCACCCUGGACAAGGACAACAGAUUCUCUGGUUUUUACCUGCCGGGACCUGCCGCUGGCAACUCAGAACUCCUCACCUCACCCCUAGAGGGGUCCCAACAAGAUACAGAGUUGUCCCCACAGCCCAUCUUCUCCUUCACUGUGAACUGGCAGCUCCGAGACUCAGAGACUGCCUGGACAAGUGUCUUCCUGGGCCAGUGCUAUGUGGACACCAAAGGGGAGGAGACCCUGCAUGCCCUGUGGCUCCUGCGAGAGGCAGCUGACAGCCCUGCAGAGGACUGGAAGGCCACUCAGUGAGUGUUGGGUCCCAGCUACUGCUCUGCCAGGUCUCCUGUAACUCAGGCUGGAGAAGGGAGAAAUCCCACGGGGUGAAGAAUGGGAGGACUGUGAGGGUGGAAUGGAUUUGUCACCAGUGAUAUGCAAGGGCUAAGGAGCAUCUGUGUAACAUGGCCCACCCUUGCGUAUCAGAUGUGUCUCAAGGUGUGGGAUCCCAGGAUGGGGUCUGGCCACAGAGAGCCCUCUCCAGGACCUUCUUUCCACACUCCACAGAAGGGACAGGGGAGGAAAAGAUGCCAGCACUUCGCACAGCCUCUGCUACAAGCUAUUGGAACCUGUAGUACCCCAGUCAGCCACACAACGCUCCCCUUGGGUUUCCCCUCCACCCUGCACAUGACCCCAUCUGAUUUGGUGUUUUCUGCAGGAUUGGCACCAGCUUCUUCACACGGAUAAAAUAACAGCAAGUGGGAAAAUCCAGCAGGUUCAGGACGGCAGGGAGUCCCUCGGCAGACUUUGCCUGAACCAGCAUUCUGCACUUGAGCGGCUCUCAGCCCAGAGGUUCAUGCUUUCUUAAGCAAGUUCACCAGAUGCAAAUAAAGGGUUUCUGUGGGGAUGCAGGGCUUGGCUCUGUCUUCUGCCCUGCCUCAAACUUGGGUUUAUCUCACCCAGCAGCCACCCUCCCACAGGGAGGUUUCAUGCCGCAGAGGGACCAAAAAAGACAACAAGACUGAGGGCAGCAGGGUCCCUGGGGAUGGGGACUGUCCCGGCUCCCCUCCCCGGCAGUGUGCAGCAGUACUGUGCUGCAAACAUGAUGCUAUGCUCUUAGUAACAUGUCCCUCAGGGUCACUCCCAGAUGUCCCUGGAGGUGGGAGACAAGCUGGGCUGUAGCCAGGCAGAGGGUAAGGCACAGCCCCAGUGUGCUGCCGCAGCCAAUGCUGCAGAGCCUUCCCCAUGAGAGCAGAGCAGAGGAAGCUCUCGGAUGCCCGAAAGCCCGGGGCGGUCGCAAAUGACUCUUGCAGAGCCGUCAGC